AUUGAAGAAAUUAAAGAAGAAGGAGGAAAUGGGUCGGAGUCAUCAAUGUCUUCUGGAUGGACGGAAUAAGGGAGCAUGGACUAGUAAUGAGGAUAAGAUCCUUACAGAUUAUGUCAAGGUUCAUGGUGAAGGAAAAUGGAACAAUGUUGCCAAGAAAACAGGUCUUAAGAGAUCUGGAAAGAGCUGUAGGCUCCGGUGGAGGAACUACUUGAAACCUGAUAUAAAGAGAGGAAACAUUUCCAAUGACGAAGAAGAAUUGAUCAUUAGACUCCAUAAGCUCCUAGGCAACAGAUGGUCACUUAUAGCGGGGAGGCUUCCUGGCAGAACAGACAAUGAAAUCAAGAAUUACUGGAACACUACUCUAGCCAAAAGAGCAAAAGACUUUAAAAUGAAAGUUUGUACUCCGAUUGGCAAUGUUAAUGAGGUCCCUCGGACCAUGUGCAAUGCCAAUGUUAAACUUACAACUCAAGUUGUCCUCGUCGAUGCAGCAGUACAGUCCGAUGAAAAUCAGUAUUUUACUUAUAAUUUAUCAAUAGGACCAUCCACUGAAAACUACAUGUCCAGGAAAAUGGAGUACCAAUUCAAUGAUGCGUCGUCAUCUUCCUUGCCCCAAUUAAAAGAUCAUGACGAUGCAACAGAUUUCUUGAUGGACUUCAACGUAGACGAUGUUUGUAAGUUUUUGGAAACGGAAAUUGUACAGAUGAAUGAUGACAAAGUUUCCCCAAACGGCGGCGGCGAAGGAGGAGGAGAUGAGGGAGAUGGAGACUCGUCUUUUCUCAAGAAAUUGGCGGAGGCGGAGAAGGAAUCAUCCUUGGAUUUUCAGUCGUUGGCUUCUUCUUUCCUUGAAUCGGCUGAGGAAUGGCCGCCGAUUAGUCUGAAUAUAUUAGCAUUCAACCAGGAGAAAUGAACUGUAUUUGUUUGGUACGUGUUAAGAGAAUUAAGAUCCUACGUGUAUGUCUUAAGUAAAUUAUAUAUACUUUUGUAAUUUCAUGAUCUAGAGCUAAUUAAGCUCUAAGGUGGACUUAAUGGCGCCAGAGAUGUAAUAAUAAAGUGUUGAGUUCGCA
Messenger RNA from Rubroshorea leprosula, 1064 nucleotides. The record is from the annotation of a GenBank genome assembly. NCBI's taxonomy places the organism in Eukaryota, Viridiplantae, Streptophyta, Magnoliopsida, Malvales, Dipterocarpaceae.